GAUAUUGUAGUCUUUUACUUUCUUCAAUUUUUUGGGGGGGUUAGAGAGAGAAACUUAGAGAGAGAAAGACAUGGAAGUGGAAUUUCAAGGUACAAUUUUGCCGCAAAUUCGAGCAGAAAUUCCUCCUAUUAUCAAACCCAGUAAAACUCAUAUUGCCAUUCUUAAAGUCGCCCCAACUUUUGGAGAAAGCUUUUCUAAUUCAUUUUCAAGAUGGAAAUCACUAGAAGUACAUUGCAACAAUGGUCAAAUCACACAGCAGUCUGCUGUGUUGACUAGUGACAGCCUGAGGCUACCUGAGCUUUCUUUCAACAGGUUGCAGCCUAGUGACAAAGAGUGUGAUGGAUUGCAAAGGCGUCAUUUUGGUCGGUUUCUUGCUCGUGAAGCUGUUCUUGACGAAGAAUACUGGACUGCAGCAUGGUUGCGUGCAGAAGCCCAUUGGGAAUCUGUAUCAUACAUGAGGCACAUUGAUGCAUUUAAACGGAAGUAUGCAGAACAGGAGUUUUAUGCACUGAAACGGCGAUGCUCUGGACUGGAUGGGAAUUCUCUCAAGUGCUUCUGUCUAGUUGCAGUGAAAAGGGAGGAUAAAAAUGCUAGGAGAACUGUGCUUAACAGUGUUGUUGGAACUCUAGAUCUAAGCAUACGCCAAUUUUUGCGAGGAGAAACAUAUCCAGGGGAGACAAAGAGGUCUUCAGGAAUCUUGGCAAGUCAGGGGCCCUUCGAUGCACAUAAGUAUGCAUAUAUUGCUAAUGUUUGUGUUUCAAAAUUUGCUCGACGAAAAGGAAUUGCUCUAAAUUUGCUCUAUUUGGCCACUGAUGUUGCUAUAGCAUCUGGGUUGAAGCAACUGUAUGUUCAUGCAAAUUUAGACAACAAGGCUGCUCAAGAAUUAUACAUUAAAGCAGGUUUUAAGAUUGUGGAGGCAGCCUCCUCCGCCUCGGAAGAUCAAAGGCUUCUAAUGUUGAAGGUGCUAUGAGCCUUCAAAGAUUUCAUACAAAUUUAUUUCCAACGUCAACAUGUAAAUGUGUUAAUAACCUUCUUGACAAAGGUAUCUCUCUUAUGUCUCCUCCAUUGUACAGUGAUUUACCGUCUCUUUUGCCUAUUUUAGUUGGUAAAAGUUGCCAAUUUGUUUUUUAUGUUUGGCAUGUAAAACUUCUAGCAUCUUAAGUUGUAACAUGUGAAUAUGAUGUUCGGUUUCAUAGUUUCUGUACAUAAUAAAAUAAUUUUUAUUGCUGGUUUAUAUCUA
This is a messenger RNA of Spinacia oleracea (spinach), 1240 nucleotides long. RefSeq lists its product as uncharacterized. The record is from RefSeq and is a predicted model, not a curated record. Bases 71 to 970 code for a protein of 299 amino acids. Gene Ontology annotation, molecular function: acyltransferase activity, transferring groups other than amino-acyl groups. Lineage: Eukaryota; Viridiplantae; Streptophyta; Magnoliopsida; Caryophyllales; Amaranthaceae. The transcript has 9 exons.